GAACGCUUCAGUGCAUUCGGUUGCAAGUCGGUGUGUUUUUUAUGUAACACCCAACCCCAUCUACUACCCCACGUGAACCAAAGUUUAUUGACAGCGGAUUUUAAACACUGAUGAACUUUAUACCUGCUCAGUGCUCCAUUACAAAUCCCUGAUACAUCAGAUCAGAAUGAAGCACUCCAACCUAAACCCAGAGGAAUCAAGCCUCUUCCUGGAGGUCUAUAACGUUAACGGCGCUGUGGUCCUUCCUCUGCACUCCUCCAUCGCCCUGUUCCUUCUGUCCUACACUGAGUGCAAGUCUUUCCAGGUCUACCUGCUCUCUGAUCAGCCUGGUAGUGUAGAGGCUUUGGCAGGUUCCCUUCCAAAGAGCCUGGCUGUGUCUGAAGUGAAGAGGGAAGAAGCUCCAGCCCUGGUGGCGGCAUGUCGUCUGCCGGCUGUGCUGGAGCCGAACGGGCGAUUCUGCAGAGCCGGACUGGCUGUGGUGCUCAGACACGUCAUCCAGACGACCUGCCUCCUGGAGCCUCAACGCAGAGAUGUGUCCUCACUGCUGGGCUUCAAGAACACCUGCUUGAAGGCCUGUGCUGAGGUGAGCCGCUGGACCAGGUUAUGUGAGCUGGACAUUCCUUCAGCGGUGGAGGAUCACCUACGUAACCCUACAGAGGCGCGACUCCAUCUUCCUUCUGCUCUUCUCCAGCUGGAGCACCGCCUGGCCGAACCGGUCAAGGUGCACAAUGAUGAUAAACUCCGUCGUCACAAGCUUCAACAGCAGAAGAACUCUGGGAAGAACUCUGAGGGGAACUCUCAACCACCUGAUAGCCAGCAGGAGGAUCCUCUGAACAAGAGCCAGCGUGGAGUGGAGAUGAGUGCAGCUCUGGCCAAGCUGUCUGUUGAUGGAGCUCCACCUGUUCCCACCACCAGAGAGCGCUCUAAUGUAAGGAAAGUGAAGACCACUGAGCUGCCAGAAUUGGAGCAUGUGUUCGCCGAGGGGCUUUACUUCACGCUCACUGAUGUGGUGCUGCUUCCAUGCAUCCAUCAAUACCUGAUCUCUCUACAGAAUCACGCUCCUCAUGUCCUGCUCCAGAUCCCUCUGCUGCUGCGCUGGUACCAACGUCUACAGGAACUGCCAGGGGUCCUGCGUACCGCGAAGGAUUGUGGGAUUGUUCUGUUCAGUCUGCAGGUGCCGCAGCCCUGCUCGACUCAUCCAGAUGCUCCUCAUUGCCUAGAAUCAGACCAGGAAAGUCCUGCACCAUCUCAAGAGCACUUUGUGGGAGGCCCUAGACCCACGCUUAGCAAACUCCAAGAGCAUGGCAUCGAGGCCGUCUUCUCUCCACACCCUUGCGCAGCAUGGACCCUCGACUGGGAGAGUCUGCCUGCUGCUGUCAACCCCACUGAAGGUAAGAUGUCGGUCACUCGAGCUGUACGAAAGCGACAGCAGCUGAACAACCUGGUCGCCAUGGUGAAGGAGCUCGCUGAUCCUGAUCAUACUAUAGUGGACUUCUGUAGUGGAGGAGGCCAUGUUGGGAUUGUUUUGGCGCACACGCUUCCUCAGUGUCAGGUAAUCCUUAUAGAAAACAAAGAAGAGUCUCUGGUUAGAGCGAGACACAGAAGCUCACAGCUCGGGCUUCAGAACAUCAGCUUCAUCCAGGCGAACCUUGAUUACUUCAUAGGGAACUUCCAAGUUGGGCGUGGUCUGGAUAAGAAGGAGGAUAGAUGAUGAUGAGGAAGAAGAUGACAACAAGGAGAAGGAUGAAGAGGAAGCUGAGGAGGCAGGAGAAUGAUAAUGAAGUGGUGACUUCAAGGUUAAGGCUUUGUGCGAUGGCGAGGUUGUGAUUUCAAAAUCGCAGCACCUCGAAUCUUCCACGAUUGUUUCACUGAGCAAGGAGCUCAGCCCAGAACUGCUGUAUACUGUAUCAAGUUGCAGGUGAAGAAAGGACUGGAUGACAUUGAUGAUGAUGAUGAGGAGGAGAAAGGAGAGUGAUGAGUAUGAGUAGCAGACUUAUGAAGCGGAAGGUGGAAUGAAAAGAAGGUGGACAAUGAGGAUGCAGUGGAUGACAGUGGUGGGAUUGUCAGAACGAUGAGGAGAAGAAGGAUGAACAGAAAGAUAUAGAGGAACAUGAGAAUAAUAAUGAGAAAGAGCAGCAGGAGAGAUGAUGAAGAUGCUGACGAGGAGGUGAAUGAUGAUGAGAGAGCAGCAGGAGAGAUGAUGAAGAUGCUGACGAGGAGGUGAAUGAUGAUGAGAAAGAAGGCAGGAGAUAUGAUGAAGAAUCGCGGAGCAGAGAUGCGAAGGAAAAGAAUGAUGUGGAGGAAAAUUAAGUAAAAAAAAGAGGAGGAAGAGAGGGAUGUGGAAAAUGAGGACGCAGUAGCGUAGAAUGAUGAUGAGGAGAAGAAUGAUAAGUAUGAAGAGAAAAUUAUGAUGAGAGGAAUGAGAAAGAAGAGCAGGAUAGAUGAUGCUGAGGAUGAGAUGAAUGCUAAUGAGAAAGAGGAGCAGGAGAAAUGAUGGCAGGGAGGAGGAGAAUUAUAGAGAAAGAGCAUCAGGAUAGAUGAUGUUGAACUGCAGAUCAAAGAUAAGGAGAAGAAGAAGAAUGAUGUGGAGCGGAUUUGAAUCAAAAGAGGAGGAAUAUGUGUGGGAAAUGGAAGUGGAAAAUGUGUAGCAUGAUGAGGACGAGAAUGAUAAAGAUGAACAGAAGAAUGAUGAGGAUGAUGAGAAGAAGAAGGAGGAUUAUGAGGAUGAGGAGAAUGUAUAGGAUGAUGUGGAGAUGCACGGUACAGAGAGAAGAGUGUUCAUGAUUAGAAGGAGCCGCUGGAUGAUUAUGUGGUGUCAGAUGAUGGGGAGGAAGUUGAGGAAGAGGAGGAGAAAGAGAUGGAAGAGGAUGAUGGGCUGUACGUUUUCAGUUUCACCGAAUCAGUGUACUUCAACAAUUAUUAUAGCAAACGUUAAACAAAAUACACAAAGGAUAAAAGAACAUAUAUUCAUCCACUCACUGCGGACUUUAAUAGGAACACCUGCACAUUCUUCCACUUAUCUGAUCAGCCAGUCAUGUGGCAGCAGGUCAGGGCAGAAAAUCAUGCAGCUACAGAUCGAGUUUCAGUUAAUGCUUACAUCUGUCCCAAUACUUCUUUUGCUUUCUUUUUUUUUUUUUUUGGAUCAUACAUGGUUUUAUUUUUUUGAAACAUUCCACUUGCUAUCACCCAAAUUACUUCAUAGCAUUUUUUUUUUGUCUAUUGAAGAGUGUUUUGAUUGCAGAUAUUUUAAAGAACAAAGGACUGCUAUUCCAUUUUUUUUUUUUUUUUUUUACUGACAUUGACAUCUGUGAUUGAGGUAAGAGUGAACUCUAGAGAUGCUGACUAAGGAGUGUUAACAGGGGAUUUUCUCCUCUCAUUUUGUGUUUUUUUUAUAUAUAGUGCAGCGAAAGGAACCUUGAAAAUGACAUAUAGUGAUUUCUUUUUUGCCCAGUAUCAAAGUGAAAGGCGUUGCAUUAGGCUUUUACUACAUUGCAUUGGUUAGAUUCUUGGAAGUUAUAUAACUCAUUAGCACGGAUUGUUAUUGUAAGUAAUGAGGGCACUGCAACCAUCAUGACGAGAUCUUUAUAGAAAUAAACACUGAUCUUGAUUUGCCUUGGAACUGUUGAAUUGGCCCUGGGAAUGUCACUGAUAUUUGCCAUUGUAGUUGCGCUUUCUUUUUAAUGUUGUGUUGAAAAGAUGUUGAUUCCCCAGGCCACAGGGGUUUGUUCAUGUAAUCUACCUUGAGAUUGAAUGGCUCAUUUCUUCUACAGAGCUGAUCGCUUGGUUGAGUUACAUAACAUGAUCAUCACUCGGGCGGCCCUGUGUGUGGCUUUGCUGUUAGUGUUUUGUUGAAUGUCUGCCUUUUUUGUAUGCUCAUUGCCCUAAUGAGAUGUUUCAGCUUGCGCUGUGCUCCAUGGAGACCUGCUCUACUUGGCCUUCAAUCCAAACCAUGUGCUCUUUUUCAGCCUGGCAAAUUGUCUGUCUCUUACCCAGACACAGGAAGUUUACAUCAUCUUAUUUGUGGCUGUGCAUUUGGAUUUGGCAGAUCUCUACUGGGAAAGCAGCACAUAAUAUUUCAAGGUCUAGACUGUAUUUUUUUUUCAUGUGGGUGUCUUUCACAGGAUGCGAGCCAUUGUUUUUUGCAAUAUUCCUACCUGGAUCUAAUGUCUUGCUUCUAAAUUUUUUUUUGUUUCACUUGUAAGCAGAGCUGGGUUGCAUUACUGCCCCACAGCUUCAGGAUCCUUGGUUCCAUCCAGAGCUCAGGUGACCGUCUGUUCUUGCGUGGGUUUCCUCUGGGAUCUCCAGUUUCCUCCCUCCCCCCCAAAUCACUUGUUGUACAGCUAACGUUAAAUUUCUCCUAGGUGUAAAUGUUGCCUUAUGAUGGACUGGUGUCCCAUCCAGGUUGUGUCCCCAUCCUGGGAUACACUCCAGAUCCAACCCGACCCUCUAUCUAACCGUUUUCUAUUUCGCUUCUACUACACAGGGUUGCAGGGAAGCCUGAAGCCUAUCCCAGGGAACUCGGAGCAGGGGACACCCUGGAUGGGGUUCCAACCCAUUGCAGGGCACAAUCACACACACACAUUCACACACAACGGACAAUUUGGAAAUGCCAAUCAGCCUACACCGCAUGUCUUUGGACUGGAGGAGGAAACAGACGAAUCACAGGGAGAACAUGCGAACUCUGCGUGCACAGGGCGGAAGGGGGAAUCAAACCCCCAACCCUGGAGGUGCUAGGCGAACGUGCUAAACACUAAACCACCAUUUGUCUGGUUUUAAUAUUUAGUGUGUAACCAGAGCUCUGAUUCUGCUUGGUUAGUUCAUACAAUGUUGGAUUGCUGCUUGUGCAGUAAAAUAGCGUUAGAAUCUGGAUGAUCUAUCCGGUCUUGCAAUAACACCGUACUGCAGGAUAUAUGUUAGCUGUGCUUGGUUACAUUCUCUCUGGCCUGUCUGUUUAAAUGCUACUGCAGGAGUCAGACAGAGGCUGUUACUUACGACCUCAUCAGGGGUUUGAGGCGUGAAAACGAGUCGCUACAAUUUUUUCUGACAAUCAUACAUAAACUUGUACUUUCAGCUUCAGGCUUGUGUGAAGAUGUGAUCAAACAUAGCAGGAGUGAUGUAUGGGGGGGGGACUGUGGAGCUGUUGGCUGGUGCAGACUUAAUUUGUUGUGGCUGUAGCAUGGUUCAGCAGCAGUGACUGAAGACCUUUACGGUUACAUUUAUUCAUUUGGCAGAUGCUGCUGUUCAAAUCCACUUACAAGGGAGGCAGAAUCUAAUCUAAGUUCUAGGUUGUUAAAGGAAUGCUUCAGCAUUUUUCAACCUAAUCUCUAUGUACCAUUUCUAUAGCAUAUCUGUUUACCACAAGCAAUCAUUUUAACCUGUUUCCUGUACCGAGAAAAGAACAAACAAACAAAAAAAUCAAUUUGCUUGAAACUCAUUUAUAAUGGAAGGCUAAGGGCAGUUGACGCUGCUGGUGAACAUUUAUUUGCAGUCCAAAGUUUUUGAACACUUUGAGUUUUUAAAGGUUAACCACUAUUGGCAAUUAUACAGUAGAAUGAAAAAAAAUUUAAAUGAGUGGCUAUCAAAUACCUGACUUAGAUCAGGGGAGUCGAAUCUUAUCCACAAAGGGCGGAUGGGCAUGCAGGUUUUCACUCCAAUCAAGCAGGAGCCACAUCUGAUUCCACCUGUUUAAUCAGUUGAUCCUGGCUUUCAGUAGACUCGGAUGUGGCUUUUGCUUGGUCGGAAUGAAAACCUGAACCCACACCUGCCUUGUCUGGAUAAGAUUGGACACUCCUGACUUAGACUUUAUUGUGAUGUCAUAUUUUACAUGGGAUUUUCAUUUUUUUUUUUUUUAAUUAUAAACGGUGAGUGAAAAUCUUAGAUUACAGAGGUCAUCAAAGCAGUCAGUUUGGAAAAUAAAAUCAGAUCUAGGAGACGUGUAUUUGUGUAUAUGCUAUACUGCUAUUAUAACAACCUGGCCAGCCACUUCGUUAGGAAUAACUGCUCAUUUAUGCAGUCACUGACUACACUUACACGGACAGCAGUAAUCUAAUUGUUGACCUUAUUCUGAAUAAGAUAAUAUUCUGAUUAAGGUGUUUACAUGAGUCGCUUUUAGAAUACUCCUUUCAUGUUCCUGUUGUACAUGUUAUAGAACAUAGUUAGAUUAACAGCACACGUCAUUACGUCACCGCGCCACGCUGUCCGACGUUCCCUCCAGAAUUUCACGUAUCAUAUAGUUCGUCUUCGUUAUGGAACCGUAUACAGUUUUGGGUGUUUCAUUUUUAAUGUUACGAAAGCUUCAAGUGCAGUUAAUUAUUUGUCAUGCUAUACGUGCAAAUAGACGACUGCUUGAAGCCGUAGGCUGCGUCCCAAACCGCGUACUUACCGUCUAUAUAGUAGCUGAGAUACGUGUAUUUCUCCUACUAUAUAGCAGGUAAGUACAUGGUUUGGGACGCAGCCGUGCUCUCUUGUUUGCCGUUAAACGGUCGAGCUCUGCCGUGUGUGUACGUGUCCUGUCGUAAAAUGCGGUGAAAACUCUCACACGACGUUAAUAGUGUGAUUAAGGCGUGUACAUGUCUGUAAUACACUUCCAUAAUGCGACUAAAACAGGAGUACUCCACACGUCUUAAUUCCAUUUGUGUUUACUUCGAGUAUGACUUUAAUCGGAUUAAGGUCAUCAAUAAUCGCUGUUUACAUGCUAGUUUCUUAAGUUUCUUAAAGAGUAUCGUCUUAAUCGGGUUAAUAUCGCAUUAUUGUUGUCCAUGUAAACGUACUGAAUCAGCCACUCAUGUGGAAACAUGUGCUUCAGUUGAUGUUCAUGUUAAACAUCAGAAUGGGGAAAAAUGUGAUCUCGGUGAUUUUGAUCGUGGCAUGGUUGUUGUUGCCAGACAGGCUCGUUUGAGUAUUUCACAAACUGCCGAUCUCCUGGGAUUUUCACACCCAACAUUCUCUAGAGUUUACACAGCAUGGUGCAAAAAAACCUCCAGUGAGUAGCAGUUCUGCAGGCAGAAACACGUUGUUGAUGAGAGAGAUCAGAAUAGUUUUGAGUUGAGAGGACAGCUAUGUUAACGCAAAUAACCACUCUUUCCAGAACACACAACAUGUCAAACCUUGAGGCAAGUGGGCUACAAUAGCAGAAGACAACAUAAGGGUUUCACUCUUAAACUGCAUAAGCACUUGUUUUUGGCGCCGUGCAACAUCAAAUUUAAGCACAUCGGAAUGGGAUGGUUUUUUUCCUGCUCUUUUUUUUUUUUGCAGGGACUCUCAAUGGAAAUAAAAUUAGAUGAAGUAUUUAGAUGUCCUCGGAAUGAUUUGAAAAACUGAAAACAGCUUAGUUGAUGAAUAUCCGACACCUCAGUGUGAAUUAUCCUUUUGAAGCAGUUACAGGUUUGAGUUGUCACAGAUGUAUCUACGUGAGCUUUGCACAUUUAGAUUGGGCAUUUUUUCUUCCAUUCAUCGAUGCAAAUGUUCUCCAAAAUUAGCCGAAGAAUGUCGUCGGAUGUCAAUUUUCAGGUCAUGCCACGGAUUUUAAAUUGGUUUUAAGUUGGGCUUCGAUUAUGCGAUUCAAAAACACAAACUUCUUUUUAUUUAGUUCUUUUUUCCUUUGUAGUUUUUGCCCUGUGCUUUGGCUCAUUCUGCUGCUGGAGCAUGUAUUUUCACACUAAAUGCAGAUGUCUGGCUGACUGAAACAGGUUCUUAUCAAAAGUUUGCUUAUAUUUGGCUGAAUACACUUUGCCUGCAAUGACGAGCUUUCCAGUUCUUCUGCUAAAAACAAAACAAUCCUAGAGCAUGAUGCUACCAUCACCAUGCUUGACCACAGGAAUGGUGUUUAUGGCUGUAUUUGGUUUACACUAAACCACUAUGCUUUAGCUUUAGUUCAAAUGGGGAAAUUUUUGUUUUAUCAAACCAUUGGAUCUGUGAAGAACUGAUUAUAUUGUUGAGGUCUGCACAGUAAACUCUGUAACCCCUUCACUGUUCUAGCCGGACUCUUAAACACUUCUCUGAUAAUUGCCUUUCUUGCCCGAGCAUUUGUUUUGGCAUGGUCUUGGUAGUGUCUGGGUUUUUUUUUCCCCCCACUUUGUUUUAAUGGAUUUAACAGCACUCUCAAGAAGGUUCAAAGCUUUGCUGAUGUUUUAACAACCUUCUCCUUAUUUUCUCAUCGCUUUACAGGCAGUUCCUUUUUUCUUCAUGACAGCAGGACUGAUCUGAUCUGCUAUUUUAGCUGUGAGAUUUCCCAAACUCAGAUAUAUUCAUUGUGCACGCAUACACUUGGAUACCAAAGUCCUAAGCGGCCAUGCAUUAUAAAUUAUUUUUCUGUAGUUUCUCGUGAUCGCGACUUCAUUUUCUCAGGAAUCUCGACAUAACAAAAGUUGUUUUCUCAUAAUCUCAACUUAAUUUUCUUGUGAUCUCGACAUAAUAAAAAGUUAUCAAAGUUAUCAAGAAAAUCAAGUCGAGAUCACGAGAAAAUAACAGAAAAAAAAAAAUUAAUAACGCAUGGCCGCUUAGGGCUUCCGUACUUGGAAACAAGUGGAUUUAAAAUUAACACGGGUCUACCCUCUUAGUGUUUAUGUUGCAUUUGGUAGCUUUCCAGCAGCAUAUUAAUGAUCUGCAGCAUUAUUCUUUCACCUAAUUAUUAAAAUAAAGAGAUUUUGUGCUUGACAUUGCCUUAAGUUGUUCUGGUAUCAAAGAUUUAACAGCAAAGCUGAAUUUAAAAACAAAGCUCAAAUGCAGUUGAAGCUAAUAAAGAAGUUACAUUUCUCAACAACAACAUUAUCUUUUAUUAUCUUUUAUUAGUAAUAAUUGAUGCUUAAUGCAGACCUCAUUACAGAGCUUUUAUUUUCCCUCUGCAUCAACAGAACUUUUAAUUUAUAUCGAUUAUAUUCCACUUGAGUGUACGAGUCCAAAUAUAAUGUCAUGUAUUAGUUUCCAUAGAGAUGCUUAUUUUGGCAUAACAAAUGAAAUUAUGCAUAUAAGAUGUCCUGUUUUUGUAUACCAAAAAGCAAAACAGCAUUUGUCUGAUCUUCUAGCAAGAUAGCUUUUUUCUUUAUUUUAUUUUGGCCAUGUUUUCGCUGAGAGUUACAGCUGGAGACCACAUACGUAAAAUCAACACAGGGUUGAUCUUUUGUUAGCUGUGGCCUGCGUGAACUUCAGGUAAUUAUGUAGCGAGAAGCAACAUGAUAAGCUCUCCUGCUCUCAUCGAAGAAUUUCUUUUAUUCUGUUACAUGAGUCGCUAUUAUUAGAGAAGAUCUGAUGCACACUGUACAUUACUUUUCCAUUAACAGAUGGUUGAGAUGUUUUCUUCAGUCUCCUUUUUUCCUAGAUGAAUCAGGACUGUAAGAGAGGACCGACUCAAAAAGUUUUAUUAUUUAGCACGAGAGCUAAAUAUGUUCGAAAUGUAGUGUAUUAGAAGGCCGUCAGAACUGAAACAUAAUGCAUUAUGGGGAUGCUCAGCUUCAAAGAAUUGAGCUGAAGUGGUAUUGACUCAUUGGAUCACAGGGUCAUGUGACUUCAAAAUAAUAAUAUUCUCAUUUCACCCAAGGGAAGAAGGGACGUCUGCAGACCGGCUUGUGUAUCUUUGCGUGGUACAGAUUGACCCCAUAUGUAAACUUAUGUAGAUGUUCUAUAUCCCUAUGAACACUGCUCUUAAAUAAGGUAUUAUAAAAUUGAUGUCAGAUGGUUAGGAAGGGCUUGUGUAGGUGUUAUGUAGCUGUAUAAACAAUUUCCUUAAGUAAACUGUUAUGUCGGAUGGUCAGGAUGUAAAUAUUAUAUAUCACUGUGAACACAACCCUUAAAUACAGCAUUAUGCAGUUCAUCAGAUGGUCAUGAAAACCUUAUGUAUGUUAUAUGUAGCCCUAUGAAAACUGCCCUUAAAUAAGGCGUUACACAGUAAAGUGCUUACGUAAGUGUUAUCUAGCCCUAUAAACAAUGUUCUUAAGUAAAAUGUUAUGUCGGAUGGUCAGGAUGUAAAUGUUAUGUAGUACUGUGAGCACUGCCCUUAGAUAAAGGGUUAAGCAGUUCAUCAGAUGGUCAUGAAGGGCUUAUGUAUGUUUUAUGAAGCCAUAUGAACACUGUCUGUGUGUAAAGUGUUAUCCAGUUUAUGUCAGUUGAGCAUGAAGGGCUUAUGUAGGUGUUAUGAUGCCGUAUGAACGCUUCUCUUAAUUAAAGUGUCAUGCAGUUUGUCAGAUUGUUAGAAAGGGCUUAUGUAGGUGUUACGAAGCCCUAUGAACUCUGCUCUUAAAUAAACUGUUAUGCAGUUUGUCAGGUGGGCGUACAGGAAGGGCGUACACUACCAGUCAGAAGUUUGUAGACACUCGACUGAAAUGUUUCUCAAGAUCUUUAAGAUUUUUUUUUUUUAUCACAACAUAGUUCCAUUUGUGUUACUCCAGAGUUUUGAUGACCUGAUUAUUCUUCUAAAAUUUGGGAAAAUAAAGAAAGAAUGAGUGUGUCUAAACUUUUGACUGCCCUUUGAAGCCUUUGAACACUGCCCAUAUGUAUAGAAUUAUGCAGUUUUUGUCAGAUGGUCAGGAAGUGCUUAUGUAGGUGUUGCACAGCCCUAUGAACACUAAUCUUAUAUGAAUUGUUUUGUAACUGUGUAGUUUGUAAAUGUUACGUAGCACGAUGAAAACUGUCCGUAAAUAAAGCAUUGUGCAGUUUGUUGGAUGGUCUCGAGGGGUUAAGUAGAAUGUUGUGUAGUUUGUGUGAGUUGGUCAGGAAGGGCUUGUGUAAGAGUUAUGCAGCCGUAUGAACACUGCACUUACAUAAAGUGUUGUACGGAAUGCAUCAAUGUUUUAAAUCUGCUUCGGGCAACAUACAGGAGGACGAUGCAGGGAGCGCAGCAAUGGGGCAAUGUGAUUUAUAUAUUUUUUUUGUGUGUGU
Ictalurus punctatus (channel catfish) is the source of this 10872-nucleotide messenger RNA. It is a transcript of the gene gstcd, whose product is annotated as glutathione S-transferase, C-terminal domain containing. NCBI's taxonomy places the organism in Eukaryota, Metazoa, Chordata, Actinopteri, Siluriformes, Ictaluridae. The record is from RefSeq and is a predicted model, not a curated record. Bases 167 to 1711 code for a protein of 514 amino acids. The transcript is spliced from 9 exons.